CAUUAUGUUUAGAACUUGGAAGGACAAUAGUCUUAUGGGCCUUAUCUAAAAAGCCCAAAGUUUACUACUACUACUAUAUGUGGACUGGAUACUCUCCACCACCGCAAAGAAGGUGACGGAGAUAAAUUCGCUCUCAGGAAAUCGGAGUUAUACGAUGUGGACCGUGAAAUCGGCGCCGAUGCCGGUUCAAUUUUUCAGGGGACGAACCGGAGAAGUUUUCGUCGGAUAUUCACAGUCUCCGCCGCUUAAUUACAACGGGACCCACCGUCGACUUUGUAACAUCCCGACGAAAUCGCAAACAUCCGAAUCCGUCGGUGGAUUAGGCCAGAAAAUCAUCCUCCGCUCCGCCGAAUCGAACCAGAAUAAACCGAUCCCAAAGGAAAAGGAAAUUAGUGGAUCAGACGUGCUCUGGGCGAUUCAGAGAGCGACGGCUCAGAGGAAGAGAUCAAACGCCGACAAAAAGACGAAGAAGAAGAAGAUAACAGGUGUGGAGCUGUCAUCUUCUGCGGGCGAGUCCACUAGAGAUAACGGUGUUGAUUACAGUAACGUGAGGCCGUUAAAGAUCAAGAGCGAUUGGGGACACAGAUUGGACGAAUUCGAGAAACUUCUCAAAGAGUUUCAAGACACGGGACUUUGAGUUUGACUUUGACUUUUGCAGUUUACUGUAUUCUCAAAGUAUUUUUAGCUGUAUAUAUAUUAUUUUCAAUUCCCUUUUUUCUGUAACUAAAAACUACAGUACGUAUAUGUCAGUCAUUCGACCCUAAAAAAACACUAUAUGUAAAAAAAAUAUGAUUAAUAUAAAUUUAUCGCAAGCAUA
Messenger RNA from Eutrema salsugineum, 817 nucleotides. RefSeq lists its product as uncharacterized. Bases 155 to 637 code for a protein of 160 amino acids. The transcript has a single exon. The record is from RefSeq and is a predicted model, not a curated record. Lineage: Eukaryota; Viridiplantae; Streptophyta; Magnoliopsida; Brassicales; Brassicaceae.